AUGUAUGCCAAGUUUGAAGAUGACCUUGAUCUGACGAAGGGUGGUGAAGGAUGUACUGCCCUGGCCCGGCUCAUGAGAUCCCAUUGCAUAAUGGUCUUUAAUGGCUCACUGCUGGAGCUGUGCAGCAAAGUGCUCAAGCAUCUCCCUGACAAAUCCACAGAGGCAUUUAAAACAAUGACUAAUAAACUGAUCUUCGUCAGUGACUUGGUGAUUUUUGUCAAUGUUGAUUUUGCUGACUGCUGUAUUCUCUCCCAUCAGAUUUCUCGAAUGGAGUAUGUGCACUCUAAAAACCUCAUCUAUAGAGAUGUAAAACCUGAAAACUUUCUCAUCGGACGGCAAGGGAAUAAAAAGGAAAACAUUAUCCACAUCAUUGACUUUGGUCUGGCCAAAGAGUACAUCGACCCCGAGACCAAAAAACACAUUCCAUACAGGGAACAUAAGAGCCUGACUGGCACUGCCCGAUAUAUGUCUAUCAAUACACAUUUAGGCAAAGAGCAAAGCCGGCGAGAUGACCUGGAGGCCUUAGGCCACAUGUUCAUGUAUUUCCUUCGUGGGAGCCUACCAUGGCAAGGACUGAAGGCAGACACAUUGAAAGAGCGAUACCAGAAGAUUGGAGACACCAAACGAAACACUCCCAUCGAGGUCCUCUGUGAGAACUUCCCAGAGGAGAUGGCCACCUACCUGCGAUAUGUGAGACGGUUGGACUUCUUUGAAAAGCCGGACUAUGAAUAUCUGCGGACUCUGUUCACCGAACUGUUUGAGAGGAAGGGAUACACCUUUGAUUACACGUACGACUGGGUUGGCAGGCACAUACCCACACCAGUGGGGUCUUCCCACAUAGACUCGGCAGCCUCUGCUGUGACGAGAGAGACCCAUCCUCACAGAGACCGGCCCACACAGCACCCACCCAUUAGAAACCAGACAGCAGCCUCAGACCGACGAGGAGCAUGGGAGGUGCAGCCCACACGCCAAGCAAACUCCUCCUACCUGACCUCCCACCUGGCAGCGGACAGGCACGGGGGCUCAGUGCAGGUGGUCAGCUCGACCAACGGGGAGCUGAAUGCAGACGAUCCCCUGACGGUUCAUUCCAACGCUCCCAUCACAGCUCAGGCAGAGGUGGAAGUGGUCGACGAGGCCAAGUAUGUGUCAUACGCUCGCCACAUCUCUCCAAUAUGUCCAUCUGCCUCUUCCUUUCUCUCCCGCUCUUCCUCUCUGUCUCUCACCACUCUCUGCUAAGCUGUUGAAUUGUAACAGCCCCCACCCCUCAGCUGUUAUCCUUCUCCUCUCAUCUUCUGUCUGCUUGUGCGAGUUUCUGAACUUGACUGCUGCCUGUUUCUUCGCUGUUUCCUUAAUUAGAUAUUAAGACAGACAAUGUUGAUUAUGUUUAACCUCUCAACCUGUCGCCUGAGCAGCCC
Molecule: messenger RNA, 1415 nt
Organism: Notothenia coriiceps (black rockcod)
Lineage: Eukaryota; Metazoa; Chordata; Actinopteri; Perciformes; Nototheniidae
Product: casein kinase I isoform gamma-1-like
Exons: 9
Coding region: 1-1236 (411 amino acids)
Biological process (GO): protein phosphorylation
Molecular function (GO): ATP binding; protein serine/threonine kinase activity
Source: RefSeq, a predicted model, not a curated record